GGUUUAACAGUCUUUAUAAGUAAGACAGGCAUUUCAGAAUUGGGUUUUGAAGAAUGAAUAGGAGUUCCUUAGGCAGAGCAGAAGUUCAUGGAUUAAAUCUGUAGCUAUAAAAUCCAGAGACUUGAUGGGGGUCAAGAGGUUCACUGUAGGAAAAAGUAAGACUUUCCUGGAAAGGGCGGGUAAUAUAUUCGAGAACCUGGGCAUCAGAAUGGUUUGGUGGCUUGUGUACGGUUAAAGAAUAAAGGAAGUAAGGAUGUUUGUUUCUGCAGCGACAAAGUUGCGGUGAAGAGAUCAAUACAUGAAUUUGCAUAACGAACUCCUUCUAUUCAGUCUUCGAAAACGCAGACGUGUGGCACGGUGAUAGAGGCAGCAGUAGUUCAAGGCCAGCCUGCGCUACAUGAGAACAGGUCUCAAACAGCUGAGGUUAGACCAGUGUCCAUGAACUUGACUGAGCUCGCAGGCACAGGAGAGGUCACGCCAAGGUCAAGUCCGGCAGCUCGCAAUCCGGCGUUGUGGGCGGGGCGGCUCAGGACAAGGACAUAGGAUUGGCCAGCUCGGCUCAGCGAGACUCAAGUGCGCUUGCCCAUUGGUCCUGAGAGCAGGAAAAGGGAGGGUAAAGCAAAACAGGACUUCCGUGCUCGCCGCAACGCUUGGGGACGAUUGGUCAUUUCAUUCAAGAGGCGGAGCUUUGUGGUUUUGGAUUGGCCCGUUCUGAGGGGGCGGUUCCUCGGCGGGGCAUGUGAUUGGCGCGUGGCCGGCUCGCGGCGGCGGCGGCGGCGGCGGCUCCCUGGUGUCUGCAGCGGCCAUGGCUUCGGGAGGCUGGCGCUGGGCUCGCAAGGCGCUGGCUGCGGGGCGCCCGCUGUUCCAGGGCCGCGCGCUGCUCGCCACCAACACGCUGGGCUGCGGCGUGCUCAUGGCCGCGGGCGAUGGCGCGCGACAGGCCUGGGAAGUGCGCGCGCGGCCUGGACAGAGGUUCAGCGCGCGGCGUUCAGCCAGCAUGUUCGCAGUGGGCUGCAGCAUGGGACCCUUCCUACACUUCUGGUACCUGUGGUUGGACCGCCUCCUCCCCGCGUCGGGCCUGCGAAGCCUCCCGAGUGUGAUGAAGAAGGUGCUAGUGGAUCAGACGGUGGCAUCUCCCAUACUGGGCGUUUGGUACUUCCUGGGCCUUGGCAGCCUGGAGGGUCAGACAUUAGAGGAGAGCUGUCAGGAGCUGCGGGCCAAAUUCUGGGACUUCUACAAGGCCGACUGGUGUGUGUGGCCAGCUGCCCAGCUGGUGAACUUUCUGUUCAUUCCUUCUCAUUUCCGAGUCACCUAUAUCAAUGGGCUGACGCUGGGCUGGGACACAUACCUGUCCUAUCUGAAGUACUCGGUGAGCGCAACCCUCUGGAGUUGGGGAGGGCGUGGGUUCCGGCCUGUGCCUGUGUGACCGUCCCUCUGCU
Messenger RNA from Apodemus sylvaticus (European woodmouse), 1439 nucleotides. RefSeq names its product MPV17 mitochondrial inner membrane protein like 2 (gene Mpv17l2). NCBI's taxonomy places the organism in Eukaryota, Metazoa, Chordata, Mammalia, Rodentia, Muridae. Gene Ontology annotation, biological process: mitochondrial ribosome assembly. The record is from RefSeq and is a predicted model, not a curated record. Bases 806 to 1426 code for a protein of 206 amino acids. Gene Ontology annotation, cellular component: membrane; cytoplasm. The transcript is spliced from 4 exons.